Fonsecaea erecta is the source of this 1446-nucleotide messenger RNA. RefSeq lists its product as hypothetical. NCBI's taxonomy places the organism in Eukaryota, Fungi, Ascomycota, Eurotiomycetes, Chaetothyriales, Herpotrichiellaceae. The coding region runs from base 1 to 1446 and encodes 481 amino acids. The record is from RefSeq and is a predicted model, not a curated record. Gene Ontology annotation, biological process: CENP-A containing chromatin assembly; chromosome segregation. The transcript has a single exon.
AUGGCACCGAUUCUCGCCAGAUCACUCAAUCGACUGUCCAAGGAAACUAUCCUGGAGCUUGCUCUCACAUGGCUGGGGAACAACCGCAAUUGUGCUCCGUAUUUGCGGGACAAUCGGACAGGCUUCGAAGCAGACGAAGAAGAUUACCUGCACACCCCUGCCGGGAGCAUUGAAGAACUGCGACAACUGUACGACGAUCUCAAAAGGAAUGUCGAAAAAGUUUCUAAGCGCGACAUUAUUGAUCGCAUUGUUGACGGCGACUGGCGAAGGGGUCUGUCGCUGCAUCAACAUGCCAUGAUCGACUUUGCUGCUUUGGAGCGGAACGACCACGCAUUGAGAUGGAGUGCCCUCAAGCUGGUGCCGCUGGAAGUGGAAGAGCAGAAGGGAAUGGAGGAUGACGACGACGAUUCUCAUCCUCCCAAGAAGAGGCGAAAAUUGAUGCAUCCCGAGGCCGAAGCGCCUUAUCCUCAGGUCUCCCCACAGGCAUUUCUCUCCGCCUUGAAGGCAGAGAUUUCACCUUUGGUCAAAGCCCACUAUCACCUCCAUCGCAUGCCGCCGCCCUGCAAACUCACGAUUCUGCGACUGUACAUCACUCCAAACUCGGCAUUUGCACCUAAACGAUCCAAAGUCCCCGCCCGGGCGAAGCAAGCCACCGAUGCGGGCCGGAUCAUGUACAUCGCUCUUCCCGACAGUUGCCCUUACAUCUACAUCUCGAUAUCCGGGUCCUCGUUGGGCUCCAGCGGUCGAUCAAGUGGCACGACAGGUCGGGUGAUGGCUAAGGUCGAUAUGGCCGCCACGAAGAGGAUCAUCCUCGAAGCCAUCCCAAAGGCUCUCUCUCGCCCUCAGCGUCGAUGGGCACUGGACACAACGAAGCUCGUGGCCAAGUCUCUCAAGACCAUGUGCGAGCUGAGAGGCAAUCAGAUGCCGGGUUCGGGUGGUGGCGCGUACAGUGUCUUUGCGGCCGGGACGAAGACAUCCGAAAAGAGCCCUGUCCACGUCCUCCGCGACGAAUCGGACAAAGAAAAUGACGAGAGACUGCGCCAGGUGGAGAAACGCUUCGGGGAGAUGUCUGGGGAGCACCAUGCACCACUCGACCGUUUCUGCGUGAAGCUUCGCAAACAACCGGACGAAGAGAACGACAAGCGACUUCCUCUGGUUCAGAAACCAUUCGGAAAAGAUAUGUCCGGAGCACAGCAUGCACCUCUUGGCUGUUUCUCCAUGGGCCUCCACAACAUCAUACCGCUUGAGCUCGAUGAAAAGGAUUCGUCAGAAGAACAAGACAGAGACGGCGGCAGCAGCAGAGGCGGUACCGCCGUGACGUUUUGCGGCAGCGAUGUAUUCCAGGGAUUGAAGGAGCUGGCUAAACUGGGACCGAAGUACGUCGACUUGGACAAAAUGCCCUCUUGGAUGACGGGCGAACUGGGCGUGAGCAGUGUGACCGCCUAG